This is a messenger RNA of Pararge aegeria (speckled wood butterfly), 339 nucleotides long. RefSeq names its product histone H4-like. Bases 21 to 332 code for a protein of 103 amino acids. Gene Ontology annotation, molecular function: DNA binding; structural constituent of chromatin; protein heterodimerization activity. Gene Ontology annotation, biological process: nucleosome assembly. Gene Ontology annotation, cellular component: nucleosome. The transcript has a single exon. NCBI's taxonomy places the organism in Eukaryota, Metazoa, Arthropoda, Insecta, Lepidoptera, Nymphalidae. The record is from RefSeq and is a predicted model, not a curated record.
GUCUACAAACGACAACAAUCAUGGCAGGUCGCGGAAAAGACGGGAAAGGUUUAGGCAAAGGAGGCGCGAAACGUCACAGGAAAGUCCUCAGAGAUAAUAUCCAGGGCAUAACCAAACCUGCCAUCCGAAGACUGGCCAGGCGGGGUGGUGUGAAAAGAAUAUCUGGAUUAAUAUACGAAGAAACUAGAGGCGUUUGGAAGAUAUUCUUGGAGAAUGUGAUUCGCGACGCAGUCACUUACACAGAGCAUGCGAAAAGAAAAACGGUGACAGCAAUGGAUGUUGUGUAUGCUAUGAAACGCCAAGGUCGCACGCUCUAUGGAUUUGGCGGAUAAGAGUGCA